Vittaforma corneae ATCC 50505 is the source of this 1249-nucleotide messenger RNA. RefSeq lists its product as uncharacterized. The transcript has a single exon. Gene Ontology annotation, cellular component: cytoplasm; autophagosome. Gene Ontology annotation, biological process: protein autophosphorylation; peptidyl-serine phosphorylation; autophagosome organization. The record is from RefSeq and is a predicted model, not a curated record. Lineage: Eukaryota; Fungi; Microsporidia; Nosematidae. Gene Ontology annotation, molecular function: protein serine/threonine kinase activity; ATP binding. The annotation marks the transcript as partial.
CAUACUGGCAUUGGGACUAGCGAUAUCUAAUCACAGCAUUUUCAGCUUUAUCACACCAUCUAGAUCUUCUACCAAUCAAAGUCAUUAUCAUCCCAAUUCGAUCACCAGCUCGAUAUGCCAGACAGCUCAUAGCUCAACGACUGUUAAUCAAGGUGUUGAUUUUAGGGCUUUGGAUGAUUACUCGAGACAUCAGUCUCAGACUUCCGUAGGUAGCCUAUUGAAGGCUAAUCCUUUAUUUCAGGAUGUGGUGGAGCCAUUGAUGGUAAAAUUACUUGCAAAGGCACUUGAUGACAUUAAUAGCAUAACAGCAGUAGGUAGUGAUCUUGGAGUGGUAAUCGAAAAGCUUAGCAUACUCACAAAGUUGUUCGACCAGAUUAAUAUAAGAGACCAUAAGUACAAAAAUGAAAUGUUGACUUUUUUAAACUCCGAAUACGGGUUGAAGGACAUGAAGAUAGAGGAUUUGUGUGAGUUCUAUGUGUUUAAAAUAACAUAUGGUGCAAACUCCUACAUUUUGAAGCAGAUCGGGCAUUCAGUUGUAUUAGACGAUAAUAAUACUAAUUUGAGGGACUUACUUGCUGAAUAUGUUAAUUCACCCAACGUUAUUGAGAUUCUGCACGUAUUCGAAAGACACGUUCAGCUUAAAGCUGGAGAAGACGAGGAUAAGUAUACUUGGUAUUUGACAGAAUAUCUCGACGUUGGUCUUGAUAGCGACUACGUAAAGCUGGGAGGCAUAGACAUGAUAAGAAAGGUUAGCAGGGAUGCACUUAACGGAUUAAAAGCAUUUCACGACAAAUAUAUAACACAUGGAGACAUCGGAAUGAAUCACGUCAGGGGAAUAUGGGAAACAAAGGAAGAUGGUAGCCGUGAACUCAUCUUUAAAUUCUUUGAUUUUGGCAUUGCCAAAUACCACAUGACUGAUGAAUCUCUCUACAAAGGAAUUGCUGAUGACUUUUUAGAUUUGGGAACUAUGCUUCGAGUGCUGAGCCUUGGGAUUGGAAUAAUGGAUCCAAAUCCAAAAAAUCCUAGGGGUGUCGGAUUGUUUACCAGUAAUGGAGAAGGGUACAUCUUUACAAUCCCAAAUGCAAAAUUUAUCGAUUUUAUUUUUAUUUGUCUUCAACGCUGUGAAAAGCAGCCUAGAAGUGUCGAAGAUCUGUUGAAUCAUCCAUUCCUUACAGGUAUGGAACUGGACCUGAACAAUGAUCAGUAUGGAAAACGAUACUAUUCUGCUGAGAAACUGUUAGAUAAAUAA